AUGGAACUACAAGGGGCCCAAGAGGACCUGGGCAUUUCCCUCUCUAGUCCCCGGAAGGACCAUGAAACCAGGCCAGGAAGCAAGGCUAAGGGCAGGAGCAGCGUCUGUCUCCAGGGGUCUGUUUGGACUGCUAUAAGAAAGCUGAGGCUCAGAGCAAGUGAACAUCUCACCCAGGGUCACUAACAAGAGCUCAGGGAGUGGAACCCAGGAGAAGAUGCUUCCGUUCUCUUCUCCAAGAGUCCUUUCAGGGCUGGCAAGUUGACACAAGCUGCAGCUCAUGCCUUCAGACCAUGCUGGGUCCAAGGAAAUGCAUGGAUCUCCUCCAUUACAAAGUUUGACUCCAAGAGAAGCCCAGAAGUGGCUUCCAGCCCCUCCUACCUGACUGUGCCCCGCCCUUCACCACUUCCUGUCUUCCUGCCACCCAGUGGCAGAUGUGUCUGUGGGGGCUGCUACCUGGGAAAGUCCACCAGGGGGAGUGCAUGGCAAUCUCUCCUCUCAGAUCCUCUGGGGGGUCCUUUCCCCACCCAAACUAGGCCUGGAGGUUGA
This is a messenger RNA of Piliocolobus tephrosceles (Ugandan red Colobus), 546 nucleotides long. Its product is annotated as long intergenic non-protein coding RNA 2694. The transcript is spliced from 2 exons. The record is from RefSeq and is a predicted model, not a curated record. NCBI's taxonomy places the organism in Eukaryota, Metazoa, Chordata, Mammalia, Primates, Cercopithecidae.